AACAACAACAACAAUUAUAAUAAUAUAGAGAGAGACGAAAACGGAAAGCAACGAACAAUCGCAGGAAAAUCAAAGUAAAGCAGAGCAAGAAAAGAAGAAUGGGAAACAGCCAGUCACCUCCAGCAGCAAAUCAUCGUUUCACUUCAGCUUCCAGAGCUUUUACACCAAAGGAACUGGAGGAUCUCAAAUCACUCUUCACUUCCCUUGCUGCCCAGUCACAGAGCAAUGGCCAAUACAUUUCUUCAUCUGUCUUUCAGGCUUACUUUGGGUUAAAAGGUCCUCUUGGGGGUAGAAUGUUUGAUUUAGCCACGCAGGGGAGGAAAGACGAUAAGCUUACCUUCGAAGACCUUGUGAUCACUAAAGGGACUUAUGAGAAAGGGACAAAAGAUGAAAUUGAGGAGUUUAUUUAUCAAUUGUUGGAUGUUACAAAUGAUGAAAAUUUGACAAGGUCUGACCUAGACUCUGUUCUAGUCUCAAUGUUUGAUCAUAUAUUCCACCUGAAAGGUUCUGAACUGGAAUCAAGUUCACAUUGCUACAUGGUGAACACAUUUCUGAAUGCUGCAACAUUCUCAAAGGAUCAUGAGGGAUAUAAUGAUAAAAGUAUGUCUUUUGAGGAUUUCAAAAGCUGGUGUACGCUUGUACCGUCUGUGAAGAAGUUCCUUGCAAGCUUACUAGUGCCACCGGAUCCAGGGAGAUCGGGAUCUCAGGUUCCUAAAUUUCAGCAUUUAGAUAAUAUUGAUUCUACUGUAUUAUUAUUGAGAGAUGAAUAUGCUUGGCAUAUAGGAGGAGCUAUAUCUCAGGAAGAGCUGGAGGAAUGGAAACUCUUGUAUCAUAGCGCAUUAAAUGGUUUAAGUUUUAACACAUUCUUGGGCAAUGUAUCAAACCAUGAUGAGCCAACUGUCUUGAUUAUCAAGGAUAGAGAAGGUUACAUAUUUGGAGGUUAUGCUUCUCAGCCUUGGGAGAGGCAUAGCAAUUUCUAUGGAGACAUGAAGUCUUUUCUCUUUCAGCUCUACCCAAAGGCAUCUAUUUUCAGGCCAACAGGAGCAAACAAUAAUUUACAAUGGUGUGCUGUGAACUUCGGUUCAGAGACAAUCCCAAAUGGCAUCGGUUUUGGAGGACGCAUAAAUCACUUUGGCCUGUUCCUCUCGGCAGGCUUUGAUCAAGGGCAUACCUUCUCCUGUACCACUUUCAAUAGCCCUUGCGUUUCCAAGACCAGCCAAAUAUACCCGGAAGUGAUUGAAUGCUGGGGAGUUGUUAGAAAAGGAAUGGAAAAAGAAAAGCCAGAUGUUGCUAAGGGUUCAGUGUUAGAAAGGUUUAAGGAGGAGAGGCAUAUGCUCAACAUGGUUGGGAUUGCAAAUGCAAGUGGGUAGCAUGCACUUUUAGAUGGUUUUUGACAUUCUUAAAAAUUGCAUAUUUAAAUGAUGAAGGCUAUGUACGGUAGAAUUUUUUGAAUCUGCUUUGUACUACGUGUGUAAUACUGGAUGCAGUAUAUGUUACCAUUGACAGUGAUCAGUGCCUUUGAAAGGUCGUAAUGCUAUUUGCCUGACAGAAGAUUCUCUACCUCGUUUUAAAAUAAUCCAUAGAAGAAGAUUGGGGAUUAACUAUCCUUUGUUGCUGUGAAUUGUUUAUAGCCAUUAUAGAAUCAUAUACUCUUUCUUUGUAAAAUAUGAAUUUGCUGCUUUUUAAUAGGAAUAUUCUUCUGUUGUCAUCUGACCAUGACACAACAUAAAAUUGUGGGAUUACAUGGAGCUUUCACCUAAACAUUAUACAUAUCACAGAAUUAUGUAAUAUGACACAUCCAAGUAGGAAGAAAAAUCGUGGCAUUUAUGGCUGCCAUGUGGAAUGUUGACGAAGUUUCUCUGACCUUUUAUCCAUCACUCGAUAGUUCAAUUCUG
Molecule: messenger RNA, 1895 nt
Organism: Durio zibethinus
Lineage: Eukaryota; Viridiplantae; Streptophyta; Magnoliopsida; Malvales; Malvaceae
Product: TLD-domain containing nucleolar protein
Source: RefSeq, a predicted model, not a curated record